Messenger RNA from Seminavis robusta, 3162 nucleotides. The record is from the annotation of a GenBank genome assembly. Lineage: Eukaryota; Bacillariophyta; Bacillariophyceae; Naviculales; Naviculaceae.
AUGUUGAUAGCACCACUGUUGUCGUCGGUGGCGACGUUGGCAUCAGCGUCGCCUGUCUACCAGCAUCGUGUUGGGAGACCGGUUCGGAAAGUUGCCUACCAUCACGUGAUACAGGAGUCAGUGCGGGACGUGCCGUCCAAGUUUUUGUUCCCCGGUGAAUCCAGGUCUAUUUUCGAGGCUGAUAGUGCCGAUAAUGAUGCUGCGGUCGAGGAACAGCCGACCGCAGCAACCGCAAAUAGAAUGGAAUUCUUUAGGGACGACUUGUCAGGUCAUUCCUUCUGGUCUCUUCAUGCGGACGCCACACGAGAACACCCUUUGGGCGAACAAUUCCGAGUCCCCAGAGCCAAGCCUAACAAUCUGCAGAAGCACUUCCCAGAAGCGGAGAGAAAGAAGGAAGAAACAGAGAAAUCUGGAGACAACAUGCGCCGCCGUCGAGGACAAGUAACAGACAAGUUCGUCGAGGACAGCUCUAGUGCGGUGGUGAUGGAGGAAGAUGCUACUUCUCUCGGUAGAGAACAUGACCACACGUAUAGCUCUGCCACUCCGGACCGUCCCAAAAACUACCAAGGGUACAAUGUGACAGUUGAGGUGACCCACAAUGUGUCAGAGCAUGAGGACGAAGACAAAAGCAACCAUGACACUGCGUCUACCGUUCUCACGAGCAGCAUCAGGGUACAAGAUAAUUCCACUUCCACAACGCAAUCUACGUAUCAACCUCUCCGUAUUAAAGCCAUAUUGUCAGAACAACGAGACGGAGGAGAAUUUCUCACACCCAAGGCUCUGAAUGUGUUGAUGAAUGAUAUCAUAGGACCAGCACUCGGCACAUGGAGUGCAGCACUUCGGGUAGAUCCUGUGGUUGGGAAUCUCACGGUGGAUGAAUAUCAGCUAUUCGACAACCAGACAUGUGGUCCGGGAUUAGACAGUGGCUUACCGUCUCCGAAAGUACCUUCGUACCAUUUGACGGAAGGAACGCCCGAGACAGACAUGAUUCUCUACAUGAGUAUUGGUUUCGCUCCCAGUGCGUUCCAUUUGAGAAACUUUGUGGUUAAUGCAUCUACCUGGUUGGAAAUAUACGGCAACGGCACGAACGCGUCUUCUGCAGAAGAGCAGAAACCGUACUUGGAAUGGACGAGCAGCCCCACAAGUCCGCCAUCGUUAGAGCCCACCGUCGCCGACAACCAAAAUAAGAAUGGAGGAACUGCACGAGUCCGAAAUCAACUCCCAGAAUCGUCACCGGAGCCCAUGAUAUGCACAGGAGAUUAUGUUGCCGCAGCAUCCUAUUGCUCCACUGACCAGUACGAUCGACCAACUGCGGGAAUGCUGCAUGUUUGUAUUGACGAACAUUUCUUUUCGAAAUCCAGGAAAAACAAUACCAUCGCGAUUAUCAUGCAUGAAGUUGGGCAUGCCUUGGGAUUCAACUCGAGGAGCAUGGCCCACUUUCGAAGGCCAGAUGGAACUCCCGUGACUCCUCGUGUGAACGGUGAAAUUGUUGAAACGGAGGUCGAAUGCACAGGGCCAACAACUGUUCGAAGAUAUGCCAACGUGACUUUGCCGUCGGAAGAAAUCCUUAAAUUUCGGAGCGUCCGAGGAGGCGUCCGAGUUGCCGAAGUAGUCACUCCGUCGGUUGUACAAGUUGUACGAAAUCAUUUCGACUGUCAAGAGUUAACCGGGGCCGAACUCGAAAGCGGAGAAUAUUCUCCGCUGGCGGGAGACCCAGAGGAACAAGCUUGCAUCGGUGACCACUGGGAAAGACGUCUCUUCCGGAACGACCUGAUGAAUCCUGUGGUUGAACAAGUCGAAUAUGCACCGUUCAUUUCGACCAUCACUUUGGCUUAUUUCGCCGAUUCGGGUUGGUAUCAAGUUGACCUGUCCAUGGCUGAACUGGCUGCAAGCUGGGGGAGAGGAGCCGGUUGUAGCUUUGUCGAAGACCCGUGCAUCGGUGAAGACGGGCAAGUGCCUCAAAGCAACAAACCAUUCUUCUGCAAUGCAGCCCCCAAGGUGACAAAGAAGGGAAUGGUUGUAGCAAUCGACGGAUGUACCGCUGAUCUCACCAGGAAGGCAACUUGCUCGCUCGGAGAUUACGAAGCAGAGCUACCACCGGAGUACCAGUACUUUGGAGCAGAGUCGGUGGGAGGAAGCGACGAGUUUCUCGACUAUUGUCCCACGUACGAAGGUUUUACCAAUGGCCUUUGUAUUCACCAAGAGAAUGCCGCUCUUCUUCAAGUCAACCACAUUGAAAGAUUUGGCACUAGAAACUCGCGUUGUCUGUCCGGAGUAGUGGAGGCACAUUCCACAGCGCUCUGUCUCCCAAUUGCGUGUGUCGUGGAGGAUCGGUCGCUUCACGUGAAGAUUGACGGGACCUGGAGAUCGUGUGAAAAAAUCGACUCGGAAUUGAAGGUCUUUGAAGACGGAUAUGUUGUUUGUCCUGAUCCCAGGCGAGUGUGUCCUACAUUUUACUGUCAUCAUGAUUGUCUCGGUACGACUGGUCGCUGUGACUACGAAAAGGGAGAAUGCGUAUGCAGCUAUCCCAAUGCCACUGAUCCUGAAGCGGCCGAGACACAAGUUUUUGGGAUUUGCCAGAAACAGCAAUACCAGAGUCCCUUUGCGGCGAAUGCCUUGAAUCGGUCGCUUGUGAUGCCCCACAAGUUGUCGCCUCUGGCGGACUACUACGUACCCUACAAAGUGUCCCUUCAAGAUGACCAGGUGCAGCUUUUGACGGCUUGGCAGAUGAUGCUCUUGACUGUUGCAGUCUUCGCUAUUGUUGCGGCUCUCUUUUGGUAUUUCAGAUUGCGGGGUGGAGUUGAUAUUGUCGAGGACGGGGGUGACGACGGCGACGAGCCGGAAGAGGCGCCGGUUCGUAACCCCAACAAGGAUAAGAUGAUUGCAGCUGUUUUGGUUGAUAUGCGAAUGCAUUCACCUGAUGCUUCGUCUGUGGCACAAACCGAUGAAACCGCUACAGCCAGCAUUUAUGGUAUGGAGAGCUCAGCAAGCGUCGAUUCUUCUGUGUGCCAAUCCUCCCUUGAUACGGAUGACAGAGCAUCUGUGGCCAGCGAAGAGCUGUUGGAAGACGUGGAAGAAAAGGAAGCGAAACGAAAGAGUUUUAUGCGGAAACGAAGAUUCCGAGCGCAAUGGAAUCAAGAAUCGACCAUGGCUUCCUUUUGA